AAUGGGGACCACCAUUUGUUAAUGCUGCCAGAAGAAGCUGUUCCAAACAGAUUUAUUCCUGUGUUCCUUUAAAGCAAGAGCAGGCUCUGAGUCCUCCUGCCAGACGGGCUGGGGUAGAUGUCCAGAGAGAUAGGAUCGGUCCCAUGGGAGGAUGCAACGGAGGAUGCAGUGGAGGAUGCAGUGGACGGCAGCAGCCUGGACACUGGCCUUGUGAACGGGCAUUUCAUUGUUCCAUUAAACUGUUGAUUGUGGAUCUCUGUAUGGAAUCUUAACUGCUCGGGUCUGUAUGAGCAAAGUAAGAAAGAGAGACUCUUCAUUCUUUAGUUAUGAAAGACUGAACCCAAGUUCUCAAGGAAAUCUCUAAUACCUAAAUGUUCGUGAGACUGUUACUCACAGAUAGGCAUAAAUGCGCUAUUAAGCGGUAGAAAAAAAAUUUUGGCCCUCCUGAGAAUUUAUUGUACUGCCUUUGAUGUCACUAAUUAACUCACUCUUGUGUAAGCUGCGACUAGCAACUAAUAGCGGGCUAAUAGAAGCUUCGUGACAUUUUAGAAUUCUUAAUUCAAGGAAGGGUCUUCGCAGGCUCCUGGAAAACGAGGAAGAUCUCCUCCUCUCUUUUACAGGAGAGCCUGCAGGGGCCCUCGGGGGCCUGUCGCAUCUGUGCUUUGUCUUCCCUGGUUCACAGGCAGCUUUUGGCUAGUGCUUUCUUUCUGGAACUUUGAAAGUUGGUUAGGACGGUGCUUUGCGCUUGGACUUAAAUGCCCUGGCGUGUUGGGUCAUGUUCCGCCAAAUCCCAGUGGCUCUUUGCUGUCUGUGGCCUUAAUGCCCAGAAGCAUCCUCCCAGGGGCCUGCAGGGUUGUAGACCUCUGACUUGUGAGGGUUCAAGAGGCAGAAGGAAAGUGAGCGGAAACUUUCUAGGCCACAGGGCAUGCCUGGUUAGGCUUCAGACAAGCUGAUAGUGUUCUCAGCUCCUGAUUCCCCAGAUUGGCAUGGAGUCCUCAUUGUAUUAUCUUUAAAAAAAAAAAAAGGCAGGAGGCUGCUUGCUCUUCAUCCAUCAGAGCUCUCCGCUGCAGUGCGGGUAACAGCAUUUCGGCUUUUCCGUUUUUGUUUAUCUGAAUUCUCAUCGUGCUUUCUCUACCUACUCUCUUCUAUCCCAGGAACCUCUUUUGAAGUUGAAUGGAGCUCUGUAUGCUGACAACUGGGGAGUGAGAGGAUGAAAGUCCUGGACAGACCUAUCACAGAGAGAGAAGAAACGCAGUCACUAUGCAGCCACAGAAUGUCCAGGGGCUUGGCAAGAUCAGUGAGGAGCCUUCAACGUCUAGUGACGAGAGGGCCUCGCUGAUCAAGAAGGAGAUCCAUGGGUCCCUGCCUCACCUGGCCGAGCCCUCCGUACCCUACCGGGGGGCCGUGUUUGCCAUGGACCCCAGGAACGGUUACAUGGAGCCCCACUACCAUCCUCCUCAUCUUUUUCCUGCAUUCCAUCCUCCUGUACCCAUUGAUGCGAGACAUCAUGAGGGGCGUUACCAUUACGAUCCGUCUCCGAUUCCUCCGUUGCAUAUGCCUUCUGCCUUAUCUAGUAGCCCAACGUAUUCGGACCUGCCCUUCAUUAGGAUCUCCCCGCACCGGAACCCCGCCGCAGCGUCGGAGUCCCCCUUCAGCCCUCCACAUUCCUACAUCAACCCCUACAUGGACUACAUCCGGUCCCUGCACAGCCCGUCCCUGUCCAUGAUCUCGGCAGCCCGGGGGCUGAGCCCCACAGAUGCCCCGCACGCUGGAGUCAGCCCAGCGGAAUACUACCAUCAGAUGGCUCUCUUAGCCGGCCAGCGCAGCCCCUAUGCAGACAUCAUUCCCUCAGCUGCCACCGCCGGCGCUGGGGCCAUCCACAUGGAAUAUCUUCAUGCCAUGGAUAGCACCCGAUUCCCCAGCCCCCGGCUGUCAGCCAGGCCGAGCCGGAAACGUACACUGUCCAUCUCACCGCUGUCCGAUCACAGCUUUGACCUUCAGACCAUGAUAAGGACGUCUCCCAACUCCUUGGUCACAAUUCUCAAUAAUUCCCGCAGUAGCUCUUCAGCAAGUGGCUCCUACGGUCACUUAUCUGCAAGUGCAAUCAGCCCCGCCCUGAGUUUCACCUACCCAUCCGCGCCCGUGUCGCUCCACAUGCAUCAGCAGAUCCUAAGCCGACAGCAGAGCUUAGGCUCGGCCUUCGGACACAGCCCUCCGCUCAUCCACCCUGCCCCAACCUUUCCAACGCAGAGGCCUAUUCCCGGGAUCCCUGCCGUUCUGAAUCCCGUCCAGGUCAGCUCUGGCCCUUCGGAGUCCUCACAGCAGAACAAGCCCACGAGUGAGUCCGCAGUCAGCAGCACAGGCGACCUGAUGCACAACAAGAGGUCCAAGAUCAAACCAGACGAAGACCUCCCCAGCCCGGGGCCGCGGGCUCAGCAGGAACAGCCAGAAGGAACAACCCUGGUGAAGGAGGAAGGGGACAAAGAUGAAAGCAAACAGGAGCCUGAAGUCAUCUAUGAGACAAACUGCCACUGGGAAGGCUGCUCUCGCGAGUUUGACACUCAGGAGCAGCUGGUGCACCAUAUAAAUAACGAUCAUAUUCAUGGAGAGAAGAAGGAGUUCGUGUGCCGGUGGCUGGAUUGCUCAAGAGAGCAGAAACCCUUCAAAGCCCAGUAUAUGUUGGUAGUGCACAUGAGAAGACACACGGGAGAGAAGCCUCAUAAAUGCACUUUUGAAGGUUGCACAAAGGCCUACUCAAGACUAGAAAACUUGAAAACGCACUUGAGAUCUCACACUGGAGAGAAGCCCUACGUCUGUGAGCACGAAGGUUGCAACAAGGCUUUCUCAAAUGCCUCUGACCGCGCCAAGCACCAAAACAGAACACAUUCCAACGAGAAACCGUAUGUGUGCAAAAUCCCAGGCUGCACGAAGCGCUACACAGACCCAAGCUCCCUCCGGAAACACGUGAAGACAGUGCACGGCCCAGAGGCCCAUGUCACCAAGAAGCAGCGUGGGGACAUCCAUCCUCGGCCCCCGCCACCACGAGAUUCUGGCAGCCAUUCACAGUCCAGGUCACCCGGCCGGCAGACUCAGGGAGCCCUUGGUGAGCAGAAGGACCUCAGCAACACUACCUCAAAGCGGGAAGAAUGCCUCCAAGUGAAAACUGUCAAGGCCGAGAAGCCCAUGCAGACAUCUCAGCCAAGCCCUGGUGGUCAGUCUUCAUGCAGCAGCCAACAGUCCCCCAUAAGCAACUAUUCCAACAGUGGGCUCGAGCUUCCUCUGACCGAUGCAGGUGGUGUAGGAGACCUUGGAGUCAUCGACGAAACCCCAAUCAUGGACUCGACCAUUUCCACUGCAACCACAGCCCUCGCUUUGCAAGCCAGGAGAAACCCGGCAGGGACCAAAUGGAUGGAGCAUGUAAAACUAGAAAGGCUCAAACAAGUGAAUGGAACGCUUCCGCGACUGAACCCCAUUCUACCCCCCAAAGCCCCUGCAGUCUCUCCUCUCAUAGGAAAUGGCACACAGCCCAGUACCAGCUGCAGUUUGGGUGGGCCCAUGACCCUUCUCCCGAACAGAAGCGACCUUUCUGGUGUGGACAUCACCAUGUUGAACAUGCUCAACAGGAGGGACAGCAGCACCAGUACCAUCAGCUCCGCCUACCUGAGCAGCCGCCGCUCCUCGGGCAUCUCUCCCUGCUUCUCCAGCCGGAGAUCCAGCGAGGCCUCGCAGGCCGACGGGCGGCCCCAGAACGUGAGCGUGGCCGACUCCUACGACCCCAUCUCCACCGACGCCUCGCGCCGGUCCAGCGAGGCCAGCCAGUGCGACGGGCUGCCCAGCCUGCUCAGCCUCACGCCCGCCCAGCAGUACCGCCUGAAGGCCAAGUACGCCGCCGCCACCGGCGGGCCACCGCCCACGCCGCUGCCCAACAUGGAGAGGAUGAGCCUGAAGACCAGGAUGGCCCUGCUUGGGGAGGGCAGGGAGCCCGCGGGGGGCCUGCCCCCCGUGCCGCCUCCGCGGAGGUGCAGCGAUGGGGGCGCCCACAGCUACGGCCGGCGCCCUCUGCUGCCCCAGGACGCGCUGGGCAACGGUGGGAGAAGAGCCAGCGACCCGGUGCGGACGGCCUCGGAGACCCUCUCCCUGCCCAGGGUGCAGCGCUUCAACAGCCUGAACAGCUUCAACCCUCCGGCUUUGCCUCCAUCCCUCGAAAAGCGCAACUUAGUGCUGCAGAAUUACACUCGGCCCGAGGGGGGCCCCUCCCGCCACUUCCACUUGUCCCCCUGUCCUCCGAGCAUUACCGAGAACGUCACCCUGGAGUCCCUGACCAUGGACGCCGAUGUGAACCUGAACGAUGAGGAUUUCUUGCCCGAUGACGUGGUGCAGUAUUUAAAUUCCCAGAACCAAGCAGGUUAUGAGCAACACUUCCAGAGCGCCAUGUCUGACGACAGCAAAGUGCCCCACGGGCCCGGCUUGGGGAGCGGGCACGGCGACUUUGACCCGCCCGGGCUGCCAGACAGCCAUGCCGGCCAGCAGUACCGCGCGCUGGAGCAGCCCUGCGCGGAGGCCAGCAAGUCCGACCUGCCCAUCCAGUGGAACGAGGUCAGCUCGGGCAGCGCCGACCUGUCGUCCUCCAAGCUCAAGUGUGGCCAGCGGGCCACGGUGCAGCAGGCUCGGGCCUUCGGGUUGUACACCACCGCGGGCGGCCACCCGCAGAACCCCCUGAGGAAUGGGGGCGGCCCAGCUGGGGGGUAUCAGGCCCUUGGGGAGCCUGGUGGCACCUACGGUGGCCCAGAGCACUUGGGGAGCCCCAGCGGCGCCUUCCAUGAACAGCCCUAUAAGGCCCAGCAGUACGGGAGCUGCCUCCCCAGGCAGCCCGGUGGCCCUGGCCUCCUGCUCGAUGGUGCCUGUGGUGCUGGGGUUCAAGCAACAAAGCUGAAGAGCACCACCAUGCGAGGGAGCGGGAGCCAGCCGGAAUUUGGCCUGUCGAUGGGGCCCAACGAGUCAGCUGGCAGCACAGUGGGUGGCAUGCCCACCCAAGACCCCAUGGGACAGGGGUACCUGGGUCCUCAGCUGCUCAGCGACAGCAUGCACCAGCAGGGGGCAGGCCGCCCCGGGCAGCAGAUGCUAGGGCAGCUUAGUGCUACCUCACACCUCAACGUCUAUCAAGGGCCAGAGAGCGGCCUGCCAGGGCCUCUCAGCAUCAGCAGCCAGGCCUCAAGCUUGGCAGCUGUCAGGGGCUACCAGCCAUGUGCCGGCUAUGGGGGCAGCAGGCGCCAGGCCGUGCCAAGGGGCAGCCUCGCUCUGCAGCAAGGACAGCUCAGUGACACGAGUCAGACCUGCAGGGUGAACGGCAUCAAGAUGGAGAUGCAAGGACAGCCCCAUCAGCUCUGUUCUAACGUGCAGAGUUACUCUGGUCAGUUCUAUGACCAAACCGUUGGCUUCAGUCAGCAGGACAUAAAAACUGGUUCAUUCUCCAUUUCAGAAGCCAACUGCCUGCUCCAGGGGGCCAGCGCCGAAAACUCUGAGUUACUUUCCCCAGGUGCUAACCAGGUGACAAGCACAGUUGACAGCCUCGACAGCCAUGACCUGGAAGGGGUGCAGAUUGAUUUCGACGCUAUCAUAGACGACGGGGACCACGCCAGCCUGAUGUCAGGAGCUCUGAGCCCCAGCAUCCUUCAGAACCUUUCCCAUAGCUCCUCCCGCCUCACGACACCGCGAGCGUCCCUCCCGUUGCCAGCGCUGUCUUUGAGCACCACCAACAUGGCCAUCGGGGACAUGAGCUCUUUGCUGACCUCCCUCGCGGAAGAGAACAAAUUCCUUGCAGUUAUGCAAUAGGCGUUAGGAAAAAGGACUGCCAAGAAACGUGAAACUUUAGGAGUUUAAAAGAUUAAAUGGACUCAAUUUUUGCUGGUUUGUUUUUUUUAGUUCUGUAUGUAUUUUAGCAUUCUCAUCUCACCUAACUGGGAUGUGUUUCAAGUAUAUUCCUUUUAUGGAAAAGGACUCUGAAAAGCCCUAAAGUAUUCUAGGGAGAAACUGUCUUCCAUUUCAGUUUUGAAUCAGUAUUGUUUCACUCGAACCACCCUCUUUUUUUUUUUUUUUAAACUGUAAGCCCGCCCCCCACUUUUUAGUAAACCAGUGUAAAUGUGUGAGUGCAUGUUCUUCUUUCUUUUCGAAGAGAGGUCAGACUAAAGGAUUGGACAUGUUCCUCUGUCACUCAAAGGAAGUAGGAGUUGGUGUGCUUUUGACCAAGGGGUUACGCUUCCAGUUUUUGAAUCUUCCUUUACAUAUGCUCAACGUUUGUUUUUGGUUUGUGGUUUUUUUAAUUCCCACAUUGGACGCAAGGAUCAGAACGUGGAUAGUGAGUUGAAGAAUCUUUUGCGAGUGCAGUGUAGCACAGAUAACAGAUGUUGGACAUGCUCCCCACCCCAAAUUCAGUUCAGAGCAUACUUUCAACAGUUGCGCACAGUGGAAAUUUGGGGCUCUUGCAAGUGAACUCGUUUGCUCCCAGUUUGGGUUUAAAAUUCUUCCUGUCCAUAGGUGUGCUCUCCGUGGGUGUGUCUAUAUGGUCAGUCCUUAGUUAUCUCCUCUGCCCAUCUCCCUCUGUCUUAAUGAAUGUUCAGUGCUGUUCAGCGCUCCGGGGAGAGAGGGGAGGGCACUGUGACACUCAGACACGUUGUUACUUUCAUCUCUUCUGAUAAGAAGUGCGGUAGAUUGUAGGUUGAAGCUAUAGGGUAGAAGUAGCUUGGGGAAUAGGUGUGAGUUUGCUGUAUUUGUUGAUGCAUUCCAUCUCUUCCCCCAUUAUCAUUGAUAACUGAGAAUUGAUUAUAUAUAUAGUUCUAAGUAUAUCGGUACUUAACCCCACAGCCAGCUAUGUCGUUAACAUUCUACUAGAGUGAAGGGGUAUUUCUAUUCGAAGUGCCCUAUUGUAGGGGAUUUAUAAAACUUAGUUGGAAAAGAAAAAGCUCACAUACAGUGAUAUUGGGAAUAAAUUGCUUCAACCGCUUUUAGCGUUUGAGAGCACUUGGGAGCGUGUUGGUAGCUGUGUGGAUGCCUCUUUUUACAGCCUAUCUAUGAAAUGCUGCAUCCUUUUAAGAAGUGAAAUGUUCUAUGCAGUUUUUAGUCCUUAAUGUGGACUUCAUCUGGACUUUUGUUUUGGGUUAAAACAUUUAAAAAUUUGAGAAGGACAGCUACUCCCAUGUGCAUUGAUACACAUAAAAGACAUACUGUGUGUGCACAGAGUACGUGGAUUGUCCAGCAUUUUACUUUUAAACGUGUAAACUAUUAAAAUAAAAUAUUAACACCCCAGACUACCUGCUGUAUUCUGUCCCCUUGACCCUGGCAUUGGACUUAUCCAGAGUGAUUCAUGAGUCGGUUGUUUGACUUUUUCCCUUUAUUCCUGCCACUUAAACUAGUAUUAGAAAGACAAAAUCAAGUAAAAUAAAAUAUUAGAUAAUAGAAAGAAUGUUAGGACCAGCCCAGUUUUCUCAUGUUUAUUUGCUCUCAUUUGGACCAAGAAUCUCAGUGGGGAGGUUGACAUGCCCUUUAGGACUUUGUGGCCAAGAAAGUCAGGUUUGCUUUCAAUUCGGUGUUCCUGAGAUCAGCAGGGGACGCUGAGGUUUCUCCUGCCCUCCUCCCACAGGCGGCACCUUCCUUUAGAUCCAAGGAUGCGUCCGCCUUGGAACAGAACCCAAAAGCAAAAGACAAGUGAUCUGAGCUCAGUAGAGUGGCGUCUCUACCACUUUUCAAUGGAAAAAGCAAGGCUUUUUCUGUGUUCCUCAAACAGGUCAUCAUCUAGUCACAGAACCAGUGAUCCCUUCCCUGAACCUCCUUUGUUCCUGAACCUCAAAAUCGCCAGGUCCUGGACUCAGCUUGCCAGCUCUUGUGGUUUGGCCCAGUCCGGGUCCUCUGCCUGAGUCCUUUCCCCAGCAGUACUCCUAGACGUGACCCGCAUUUCUCAGUUACCUUAGUUUCCCUUCUCAUCUUGGCCCUACAUGGAAGGAUGGGCAGCGACUGGGAUGAGCACUGUUGUCAUCUUGUGCCUCCGCUCUUUCAGGUCAUUUUCUGGGUUGCCUCCUUUCUCUACUUUUUCUUUUCGUACUUGUUUUCCUUACUACUGCCUUUAGAUUUGCAGGAGACAUACUUCAGCUCACUAUGUAGCUUCUCUCAACAUGGAAAUCUCAGAAGGGUGGAGGAGAGAAGGGACGGAAGAGGAAAGGGUACUUUUCCAGGAGUUCAGUGAUCUGUCAUGACAGUCAGUGGAAGGAAGAUCUCUUGGGGCCACUCUGAAGUGUCCUGUCUGUAGACUUGGCAUCUCCCGUGGUGGGACACACCCCCAGCCUCCACCCUUCUCUCCACUUCUCUGACCCGUGCAUUUAGCGAGAUGGUGCCACUCACUGGUGUCACGUCCUCGUCUUUAAUACAGGCUCAUACGUGGUACUGCUGUUUAACAUCUGUGUUAAAUGUGUUUUUAUUUGUCAAACCAUUUUGUUUUAUUUUCUGAAAACUAAUUGGACUGCCCCUGUUCCUCACACAGUGGCUCCUUCUCUUGAGCCACAGAGUUUUGAUUCUUGCGAUGUAUGUGCCUUAUUUUAUGUUAAUCUUGUCGAUGCGAGGGACCAGUUGGUGUUGCCCAAUCAGAGCUCGAGGCUGCACGCUCCCCGGCCAAGAGCACGUGAUUGUCGCAGAGUCUGAGCUGUCUUGUAACCUGGUUUCCCAUGUUGUUUUGAACUGAUAGGAGGAUGUUCUCUUCUGACAAGUUACUGUUGUGUAUCCUGCAAACGUGUAAGAUAAAAAUACAAGUUCAUUUUUUUCACCUUUUUUAGAUUUUUAAAAAAUAAAACGUGUAAUCCUUUUUUAAAAGAAACACAUGUAAAUACAUUUAAGUAUUGUAGGCAUAGUGUUCGGACGUGGCCGGCCCCGGGCCUUCCUCGGAUGAGCCUCCAGCCCGAGCGAUGCCCCCGCGCCCACCUCAAGCCCGGGGCUGCAGCCCCGCCACAGAUGGACUCGACUUUGCUUUCAGAACCACUUAGUCCUUUUGUAACAAAGAGAAAGAACGAUGUUUCUUACAAUGUCAAUAAAAAACUCUUUGUACUGAA
Molecule: messenger RNA, 9092 nt
Organism: Equus caballus (horse)
Lineage: Eukaryota; Metazoa; Chordata; Mammalia; Perissodactyla; Equidae
Source: RefSeq, a predicted model, not a curated record